Molecule: messenger RNA, 933 nt
Organism: Medicago truncatula (barrel medic)
Lineage: Eukaryota; Viridiplantae; Streptophyta; Magnoliopsida; Fabales; Fabaceae
Product: protein FAR1-RELATED SEQUENCE 5-like
Exons: 3
Coding region: 1-933 (310 amino acids)
Biological process (GO): regulation of DNA-templated transcription
Source: RefSeq, a predicted model, not a curated record
AUGGAUAAUGAGUGUGUGGAAAAUUCCAAUGUUGAGUGUUUAGAAGACCAUGAGAUAGUUGAUGAUGUGUCUAAUGAUUUAGAACCAAAUUCAGAAAAUUCCAAGUCGCCUGAAGCUAAUAUUUGUCCUAUUGUUGAUAUGGAAUUUGACUCCAUUGCGGAUGUAAAAGAAUUCUACACAUCAUUUGCCAAGAAAGAAGGUUUUGGAGUUCGUGUUCGGUCUACUAAGCAAAAUUUUUGCAUGUUUGUAUGCGCUAAUGAAGGUACACAUAUAAUGAAGGGUGAAAAUGAAGAAGGGAAGAGAAAGCGUUCAACCUCAAGAACUGAUUGUAAAGCAUCACUUACUGUUUCAAAAGCAGGGAAGAGAAGUAAAUGGGUUAUAAAAAGGAUAAACAAUGUUCACAAUCAUGGAAUGGUUAGUCCUAAGAGUGUGGCCUAUCUUCGGUCUCAUAAGAAAAUGACUACAACAACUAAAAGCCUCGUUGGAAGUUUGAUGAAGAAGGAGUACCUACAGGGAAAGUUGCUACAAUGUUUCAGGGUGAAGAUAAUGCUUUUUCUAGUUGGGAUUGCUGGAAUCAUCUUAGAAAUCUAUGAAGAAGAAAUCUUGAUGUGGAAGAUGCUCAAGCUAUGCACUUUUUUUGCCGGCAUGAACACUACACAAAGGAGUGAGAGUAUUAAUGCCUUUUUUGAUUCUUUUGUUAAUUCUUCAACAACACUACAAGGUUUUGUAGUUAAAUUUGACAAGGCAAUGGAUAGCCGCUAUGAAAAACAAAGAAGAGAGGAUUUUGAAUCAAGGCAUCGAUUGCGACUCGUAGUUGUUAAGUCAAAAAUUGAGGAGCAUGCAGCAUCAAUAUAUACAAGAAACAUUUUUGGGAAGUUUCACGAUGAGUUUAUAAAGAUUAUUCAAUUUAGGAGGGAAAAACUUGAAAAAUAA